Molecule: messenger RNA, 4137 nt
Organism: Musa acuminata AAA Group (dessert banana)
Lineage: Eukaryota; Viridiplantae; Streptophyta; Magnoliopsida; Zingiberales; Musaceae
Product: myosin-binding protein 2-like
Exons: 4
Coding region: 305-3583 (1092 amino acids)
Molecular function (GO): myosin binding
Source: RefSeq, a predicted model, not a curated record
GUGGCUUAGCCGUGGCAGGGACUCUCUCAACCGUCUGAUCCAAUCAGGACGCCAGGGGGCAAAAUAGCAAUCACGCAGAACCCAAAGCUUGGUUUAUGCCUCCCAUUCUUUCUCCUCAUUCUUACUCUGGUCAUACCUUUCCUCUUCUUCUUCUUCUUCUUCCGUCUCCUUUGGCCGGCACCUCGUUAUCCCGGUCUCCGAUCGCCAUCUUCGUCGACAAGAGAUACCCCGUCAAUAUCACCUGUCCGCUCUCCUCAAGGUCUUAGAUCCAUCGCCCGAUCUCAUCGAUCCAUAUAUAUAUCCCAUGGCGGCCAACAAAUUCGCGACUGUUUUGCACCGGAACAGCCACCGGAUGGCGUUGAUACUGGCAUACGCGAUCCUGGAAUGGGCCCUCAUCAUCCUCCUCCUGCUCAACGGAUUCUUCGCCUACCUUAUCGCCCGGUUCGCCGACUACUUCGGCCUCAAGCCCCCCUGCAUCUUCUGUUCGCGGGUGGACCACCUCUUCCAGUCCGAUGAGGGCCGGCGGCGGUGCGCCCUCCGUGACCUCAUCUGCGACGAGCACGCCGCUGAGGUCGCCAAGUUGGGUUACUGCUCCCAUCACCGGCGGCUGGCGGAGGCCGGGGAGAUGUGCGAGGACUGCUCCUCCUCGUCCCGACCCGUUGAGGUCGCCGUCCUUUCAUGGAUGAAGCGGAUUGAGGAGGGGGAGAAGGAUCUGAGGUGCUCGUGCUGCGACGUCGUCCUUGAGAGCGGGUUCUACUCGCCUUACCUCCUCGUUAGACCUUCCGUGGGCAACGUGGAGUAUGACCAGAAGGGGAACUUGGUGAAUGAGUUCGUUGUGGGCGAUCGCAAAGUUCUUAGGGAAGAUGAUGCCUUGUGCCAAGAAAAGGUGGAGAGCGGGGAGUUGGUAUCUGAAGAUCAAGCUGAUGGACGCCAUGAGGAGGAGGAGGAAAUUGGAGAAAAGUUUGGUGGUAUGGAAGCGAUAGGCACUCUCAUUUCGGAGAGAGAGGUGGAAGAAAUAGAAACCCUCAUCGAAUUCUCUGAUGCCGGCCGAUUGGUGGAAGAUGCUUCUUUGGAACUCCUCAUUCGGUAUCCAGAGAACAUACACGGUGAGGACAGGUUGGUUCCAGUGGAGCUGAUUGACUCAGCGACCAUGACAAAUAGGCAUGUUGCAUAUGCGUCUGGCAAACAAGAUCAGGGAGAGCUUGGGCAUGCUGGUGAAGCUAUCAAAGUUCUUGAUACCGGAAGCAUCGGAGAGGAGAGAGAAGCAGUAGCUUUUCUUGGAGGAGGGACUGAUGUUUUCAAAGUGAAUUCUUCUGGAUAUGGUGAAAUGCAGCAAGACGAUAGGCCGUUUGAUAUCGGGAGCAUUGCAGAGGAGGAGAAAGAAUUGCUUUCUGCUACAGAGAUGGCUGAUAUUGUUGAAGUGAAUUCUUUAAGGAAUGAUGGAGUGGAACAAGAAGUGAUGGUUCUUGAUGUUGGAUGCAUCAUAGAGGAGACAACAUUGGCAUCGGCUGUAGGGAGUGCUGAUGUCACCAAAAAGAAUUCUUCUGAGGAUGUUUCAGCGGAACAUCAAGUUGUUGAUCUUGAAUAUACAAUAUGCAUGUCAGAGGAGGAAAAGACAUUGGUUUCUGCUGGAGAGAGGGCUGAUUCUGAGAUGGAAGGAGGCCAACAGCAUGCUGUGACUCUUGAUAAAAGAAGCAUAUCAGAUGAGGAAAUAACAUUGAUUCCUUUCGAAGAGAGUGAUGAUACCAUUGAAGAGAAUUUUUCUGAUGUUGAUAGAGCCCAACAGAAUUCCAUGACUCUUGAUUUAGGAAUCAUUUCAGCGGAGGAAAAGGUUUCUUCUUUGCAUAUAUUGGAAGGGGAUGACAUCCUCGAACAGAAUUCUGUAGUUCUUUCUGCUUCAGAGCCUACUGGUGAAUGCUUAUCUGAUCAUCAAGUUGUUGCUUCUCUAGCAACACCAAUCAUAACACUUAAGGAUGCUGUUGUUAUUCAAGUGGAAUCAUUAAUGGGCGAGGAAGAUCUUCCUAGAACACAUGCUUAUGAAGAAGAAAAUAAAUUGAUCGAUGUGGAGACCAAUUGUGAAAUAUCUAUAGGGAGUGAGAUAUGUGACCAGGAAUACAUGGAUCAUGCACAUCUUCAUGAGCCAAUUCUAAUGUCAGAAAACACACAGGAUCAACAAACAGAGAGCUAUAAUGAGACGACUGCUACAGACAAAGAAAUAUCAGUCACUGAAACUGAAGCAAUUAUGAUUACAGUGGAGAACCCAGAUCAUGUAGAUGUAGUUGUAUCCCAAGAAAAUAAUGAGAUUGAAGAGGAGAGGGCACCUGAAACACCAACUUCGGUUGAUGGCAUUCAUGGUUUACAUAAGCGGUUCUUAUUCGGAAGGAGAGAAUCAGGAACAGAGUCUCUUGAUGGAAGUGUUGCUAGUGAGUUUGAAGGGUGUGAGACAUUGGCUGUAGAUCAGCUCAAAGCUGCUCUGAAAGCAGAACGGAAGGCCCUGAGUGCAUUAUAUGCUGAGCUCGAGGAAGAGAGAAGUGCCGCUGCCAUUGCUGCUAACCAAACAAUGGCAAUGAUUACCAGGCUUCAAGAAGAGAAAGCUGCGAUGCAGAUGGAAGCAUUGCAGUAUCAGCGGAUGAUGGACGAACAGUCAGAGUAUGACCAGGAAGCCUUAGAACUCCUGAAUGAACUGAUGAUAAAAAGGGAGAGGGAGAAACAAGACUUGGAGAAGGAGCUCGAAGUUUAUCGAAAUAAGGUUCUACAUUAUGAGGCCAUGGAGAGGAGACGAAUGACAAAGCAUAAGAUCAAUGGUAAGGCCAGAACAUCUGCUUCAUCAAGUGCUGAAGACAGUGAUGACCUCUCCUUUGAGUUCCAGGAAGGAGAUGAGCAUACCUACAGUCCCGAUGAAAGCAAUCAAAAUACUCCAUCUGAUGCUGUGUUAAUUUCAGGGACAGAUCAAGGCACUGAAAGGCAUCUGAUCACACUUGAGGAAUCAUUGGCUGAUUUUGAGGAAGAGAGGCGAUCCAUACUCGAGCAACUGAGGGCAUUGGAAAGUAAACUUUUUACAUUGGAUGGUGAGGACUCUCAUGAUUCAAAAGUCAUAGACCACGUUUCAGAUCAAAAUGGCCAUGUUUCAAAUGGACAUCGUGAACCUCCAGGUGAUGAUUUACAUGAUUAUGCGAACGGUUUCUCAGAUGAACUAGAAACUAACAGGAAGCAACCUAGUGAAAGAAGAAACAUGGGCUUUAAAGGAAAGCGGCUUCUUCCUCUCUUCGAUGCCAUUAGUAACGAAAAUGAAGAUGAUAUAUGCACCGAGGAAGGAGCAGCAGAUGCUUCUCCUGAAACAAUCUCAAAUAUUGCAGAAGAGCAGAAAAAGCUUGCAAUUGAAGAGGAGGUUUAUAACAUCAAUGAGAGGCUACAUGCUCUUGAGGCUGAUAGAGAGUUUCUUAAGAAUUGCAUUGGUUCCUUGAAGAAAGGUGACAAGGGAAUACAUCUUCUUCAGGAGAUUUUAGAACAUCUUCGUGAUCUGAGGGAUGUGGAACUUCGAGCCAUGAACUCCUAUGAUGCUUUGGCUUCAUUAUCUGCCUAGUGUGCACACAAAAUGAAGAUGGAGGCUACCUUAUCGGAGUUGAUUGAACAUCUGAAAUCUAGUUGCAACAGUAACCAUGGUAUACAAGAAAUGAAUGAAUGAGUCAUGGUAUGCAGGUUGGUCAUACCAGGGGUGGAACUGAGCUCCUGGUUCUGUAUUUUGUUGGUUGCUUUACAGUGUGUGGGAGCAGACCAUGGAUGGAAGCUGCUUUCCCAGGCCCAGCUUUUUGUGGGGCUUCCUUUUGUUCCAUUUCUUUUCCCUUUUUUUUUUUUCUUUUCUUUUGGGCCCAACCCCUUUGCUGUGGGGCAAGGUGGAUGAGGCAGGGGAGGGUGGUUGGCCAGCCACUCAUAAUGUCAUUGUAGUAGGAAUCAUGGCUUUCAAAGUUGUACAGAAGUUUAAAAGGAGAAAGUAGGGUGAAUGGACUUCCUUGUGUUCUUUUUUUUAUUUUUUUUUCUUCACUUCCUUUUCCUAUAGAGGGAAAAUGAUAGCUGUAUGCUGAUCUUUGAGUAAUGGUGUUUGAAUAUAAUCAAUAUGUUCUGUAUGUUUGGUCAUUA